Messenger RNA from Chinchilla lanigera (long-tailed chinchilla), 1625 nucleotides. RefSeq names its product tumor necrosis factor (gene Tnf). The transcript is spliced from 4 exons. The coding region runs from base 136 to 837 and encodes 233 amino acids. Gene Ontology annotation, cellular component: cell surface; membrane. The record is from RefSeq and is a predicted model, not a curated record. Gene Ontology annotation, molecular function: CD40 receptor binding; tumor necrosis factor receptor binding; cytokine activity. NCBI's taxonomy places the organism in Eukaryota, Metazoa, Chordata, Mammalia, Rodentia, Chinchillidae. Gene Ontology annotation, biological process: extrinsic apoptotic signaling pathway via death domain receptors; positive regulation of transcription by RNA polymerase II; immune response.
GACACCAGGGACCAGCUAGGAGGGCGAGAAGCGCCUCCAAACCUGGAAAUAAGCCCACACACUCCAGACAGGCGGGUUCCGUCCCUCUCACACACACUGCUCCCGGACUCCACAGCUCCCUCUGCAAAGGACGCCAUGAGCACAGAGAGCAUGAUCCGGGAUGUGGAGCUCGCGGAGGAACAGCUCCCCAGGAAGGCAGGGGGCCCCCAGGGCUCCAGGCGGUGCUGGUGCCUCAGCCUCUUCUCCUUUCUGCUUGUGGCAGGAGCCACCACGCUCUUCUGCCUGCUGCACUUCGGGGUGAUCGGCCCCCAGCAGGAAGAGUUCUCCGGUGGCCCCCCUUUCAGACCGCUGGCCCAGACACUCACGCUCAGAUCAGCUUCUCAAAACGGGAACGACAAGCCCGUAGCUCACGUUGUGGCAAACCAACAAGCACGGGAGGAGCUCAAGUGGCUGAGCAAGCGUGCCAAUGCCCUCUUGGCCAAUGGCAUGGAUCUCAGCGACAACCAGCUGGUGGUGCCGGCGGACGGGCUGUACCUCAUCUACUCCCAGGUCCUCUUCAAGGGCCAAGGCUGCCGCUCCUACCUGCUCCUCACCCACACCGUCAGCCGCUUGGCCGUGUCCUACCAGGACAAGGUCAACCUCCUGUCUGCCAUCAAGAGUCCCUGCCAGAAGGAGACCUCAGAGGGGGCCGAGCUCAAGCCCUGGUACGAGCCCAUCUACCUGGGAGGCGUCUUCCAGCUGCAGAAGGGUGAUCAACUCAGCGCUGAGGUCAACCUGCCUGAGUAUCUUGACUUCGCCGAGUCGGGGCAGAUCUACUUUGGAGUCAUCGCCCUGUGAGAAGGACAGACGUCCAUCCAUCCCUCCCCCUACAGUUCCUUUUAUUAUUCUCUCCUUCGGGUCCCCUCAUCUUCUUCUGGCUCAGAGAGGGAAAUAGGGAGUCAGGGCCAAACCCCAAACAUGGAAGUUUCAACAAUACCACCGCUCAGAAGCCCGGGGGGCAGGGACGUGCGGUACAGACCAUGGGGUACUCACUAACCACCACCAAGAAUUUACACUGGUGCUUCCGGCACUCACGGGGGCUCACGGUUUGGACCCCUGAAUUCAAUUUGGGACAUCUGGAAGGUGAGGUCCGGGAAGCCUCUGGCUCGGAACACCCCUUGGGAAGACCUCACCUAGACCUUGACAUGAGUGACCCCCCCAGGCCUUGCUCUCUUCAAAUGCUUCUGGAAUCUUCCCUGAGCUCCCCGCACCACGUAGGGCCAAGCCCCUCUAUUUAUGAUUGCACUUGUAUUUAUUAUUUAUUUAUUAUUUAUUUAUUUACUGAUGAAUGUAUUUAUUUGGAAGGUUAAGAGUGUUUAGGGGCCUGCCACAGGAGCAGCCUUGGGCCAGACAUGUUUUCUAUGAAAACAGAAUGAACUGUAGGCUGUUCCCACCUGGCCUCUCCCCGGCCUCUGUGCCUUCUUUUGCUUUUGUUUAAAAUGAAGUAUUUAUCUAACCCAGUGUCUUAAUAAUGCUGAUUUGGUGACCAACUGUCGCUGCAUCGCUGAAACUCUGCUCCCCAGGGGAGCUGUCUGUAAUCGCCCUACUGGUCAGUGGCGAGAAAUAAAGAUUGCUUAGAAAAGAAA